Molecule: messenger RNA, 753 nt
Organism: Protopolystoma xenopodis
Lineage: Eukaryota; Metazoa; Platyhelminthes; Monogenea; Polystomatidea; Polystomatidae
Source: the annotation of a GenBank genome assembly
AUGACUUCACCUCCCAAUUGGUUCGGACACUCUUGCCGGCUCACACUCACUCUUCAUUUCGUUCUAGCGAAUCUCUGUUCUGCCGAGACUUGUGAUUCCUUGUGGCGCCAUCGGGCAGCAGAUCAAAAAGCUUUUGAUACAGUAACGGUGACAGGAGGCUUCGAUUUCGAUGUGGCUCAACUAAACUAUUCCUUCGGAGGCCUUUCCUGUACCUUAGGCAUUCGGCACAAAUCCGGGAAUAUCUUGACCAUUCUGGUCGACCUUAUUUCCAGUUGCGAUUUAUCCCUCUGGAGACAAGACCCUGUACAUGCAGCCCACCAUUUCUUAAGCUCCUGCCCAGUAAUGCCCAAAACCAAUCGGGAAAUUAAACACUCACCCAAAUACUCCUCAUUUGCGACCCUCCGUCUUGGUUGUGGGGCAUACAACUUGUGCGAUUCGGCUUUUUUGCUAUCGGCCCGACGUACACUUUGGUCCAAACAGCCGCCUGGCUGGCAACACGGACGGCACAUGUCUGAGAUCAGCACACGGUCUGCGGGUGAGCUUGAUCACAAGAGGCAUGAACCCAUCCAAGCGACAUCAUCAACACUUGAACUAGCGCUUUUUGCUCACAUACACUCUCCCAUGUGGACCGGCCUUACACCUUUCACUCGACCACCCGACCGCUCUCUCACCCUUUUUCAUUCAAACCCAUGGCUUACUUCAGGUUCAAGCGGCCUGAUCUAUGAGGCAAGAGUCGUGGAGGGCGGUGGCUGA